Messenger RNA from Phragmites australis (common reed), 704 nucleotides. RefSeq names its product auxin-responsive protein SAUR36-like. The transcript has a single exon. Bases 39 to 590 code for a protein of 183 amino acids. NCBI's taxonomy places the organism in Eukaryota, Viridiplantae, Streptophyta, Magnoliopsida, Poales, Poaceae. Gene Ontology annotation, biological process: response to auxin. The record is from RefSeq and is a predicted model, not a curated record.
UUGAACUUGAUGCCCUCUUUUCCUUCAGCUAUAAAUUCAUGGUGAAGCGGCUUCCAAGACCAUCACUUGACUUCAUCCACAAACAGAGAAGUGCGACUGAAAGUAGAGUUUUUCAGGAUUCCACCUGCCAGCAAAAAGAACAGACCAUGAUCAGUGCAAAGAGAAUUGUUCAACUGGCAAAGAAGUGGCAGAGGAUGGCAGCUCUUGGGAGGAAGCGUCUGACCACGAAGUCAUCAAAACAAGCCGAAGGAUGCUCAGUGGUGGUGGCAGGCAAGGGCCAUUGCGUCAUGUACACCGCCGAUGGGAGGCGAUUCGAGGUGCCAUUGGUGUACCUGAGCACAGCAGUUUUCAGUGAGCUACUGAGGAUGUCGCAGGAGGAGUUUGAAUUCUCAAGUGACGAUGGCAGGAUCACAUUGCCAUGUGAUGCCACAGUGAUGGAGUAUGUGAUGUGCUUUCUUAGAAGAAAUGCUUCAGAAGAGGUUUUUGAGAAGGCAUUCUUGAGAUCCAUGGCGAUGCCAUGCCACUAUACAAGCUGUGUGGCGCCAUCUUUGGGGCUAUUUAGCCAGCAAUUUGCUGUUUGCAGCUCCUAAUGUCAUCUCUUCUGUACUCUUGUAUUUGAAGUAGUCCCAACUUAGGUAGAAGGAAAGAAGAUGAAACUGUGCAUUAUAUUAUUCUUAAUUAUUUGUUCAGCAUGAUUCUCCUGA